UCUAAAGAGGUGAUAUUUCACAAUGAGGCGUGCUGCAGCUUUUCUGGCGUUGCUGCUCUGUCUGUACUGGACGGGGGCUCAGGGUGAGAGUGGAGGGCUGACAGGGAAUGACAUCACUCAGACGGAGAUUCAGUCUGAGAUCCUGGGUGUCAAAUCAACCAGUGAUCAGACCAACAUCAGCCCUGACAUCUGGGCUGAGCUGAAGGAGCUGAGAGACAUGGCCAUCCAACACAGUGUGGAGCUGACGAACAGCAAGAGCAAGAUGGAGAAGCUGGAGCAGGAGAAUACAGCCAUACAGACCAGACUGACAGCCAGUGAAUGGAAGAAUGCAGUUUUGGAAAAUGUGGUCAAAGAGCUCCAGGGAGAGAACGCAGUGUUGGAGGCCAGAAUGAACGCCAGUGAAAACGAGGUGGAGGAGCUCAAGAGACAGAAUGCAGAUAUGAUGGCCAGAUUGAAAAUCAGUGAAACCGAGGUGGAGGAGCUCAAGAGACAGAAUGCAGACCAACCAAAGGUGGCGUUCUCACUUGGUCUCACUGACAAGGGACAAGUUGGACCCUUCAAUACUGACAUCACACUUAAGUUCAGUAAAGUCUUCACCAACUUUGGUCAGGUCUACAGUCCAUCUACAGGUCUCUUCACAGCCCCAGUCAGAGGAGCCUACUACUUCUCAUUCAAUACAAUAGAUAUCCGCUCUGAUAUAAGCUUGUUGGUUUAUCUCUAUCACAAUGACAAGAGAGUGUUGGCCAUUCAUAAUUACAGUUCAAAUGGCUCGGCAAGUGUUUCUAAUUCACUGGUUCUUCAGCUGGAAAAGGGGGAUGAGGUCUACCUGCUUUUACCUGCUGGCGAGGCUGUAUACGAUGAUCCUGCUCAUCAUACUUCCUUUAACGGAUUUCUGCUUUUUCCACUGUGA
Messenger RNA from Scomber japonicus (chub mackerel), 910 nucleotides. RefSeq names its product heavy metal-binding protein HIP-like. The record is from RefSeq and is a predicted model, not a curated record. The transcript is spliced from 8 exons. Bases 23 to 910 code for a protein of 295 amino acids. Gene Ontology annotation, molecular function: protein binding. NCBI's taxonomy places the organism in Eukaryota, Metazoa, Chordata, Actinopteri, Scombriformes, Scombridae.